Botrytis sinoallii is the source of this 1893-nucleotide messenger RNA. RefSeq lists its product as uncharacterized. The transcript is spliced from 8 exons. The coding region runs from base 1 to 1893 and encodes 630 amino acids. The record is from RefSeq and is a predicted model, not a curated record. NCBI's taxonomy places the organism in Eukaryota, Fungi, Ascomycota, Leotiomycetes, Helotiales, Sclerotiniaceae.
AUGAAACCGGGAAAAUAUGAGGAUUCGUUUAAAGAAGAAGAGCGGAUAGUGCGCGAUUAUUUACUUGGAGAUGAGAAGGAAGAGACAUGUCAACUAGAAUCUCAGCAUGAGAAACCACGGAUAACACGGUCCGGACAAGGCUUCCGAAACAAAUGGAUAGAUAGGCUACUAUUUGGCCUGUUGGUAUUCUGGGUUUAUAUGUUCUUACCAUAUGGUAAAGAAACAUUCAAUGAAGAUACUGUACUUGGUGAGGAUACUUGGUCUUGGGAAUCGAUCAAGCCAAACUCCGAAUUAGUUUGGCAUCAAUGCUUUGAUGAGUUUGAUUGUGCAAGAUUAGAGGUACCACUAGAUUGGCUAGAGGCUACAAAUUCAUCAAAAGUUGUUUUGGCCGUCUUGAGGAAAAAUGCAACAUCAAAGGUGGAUUAUAAGGGUCCGCUGUUCGUAAAUCCAGGAGGACCUGGAGGAUCCGGUGUAGGCACCGUGAAAGACUUUUGGAAAGCUGUUCAUAUUACUGUUGGAGCCAACCACGAUAUUAUUGGAUUCGACCCUCGUGGAAUUGGCGCCACCACCCCUUCCGCUCAUUGUUGGAAUGGACCGCGAGAGGAAAGAAUUUGGGGCAUUCAAAAACUCGGACUUGUCGAUUCACAUCCAGGAAUGAUUUAUGAUCUUUAUGCACAUCAAAGUGUCGAGUCUAAGAAUUGUGAAGCUAAUCUUGGUGAUCUAUCACGAUUUCUGGGAACGGCUUCUGUAGCAAGAGAUAUGUUAGAGAUACUAAACAAGCUCGGAUACGAAAAAUUGAGAUAUUGGGGUCUAAGUUAUGGCACAGUAAUCGGAGGUACCUUUGCAGCCAUGUAUCCCGAUAAGGUUGAGCGUCUCGUUAGUGACGGAAACGUCAAUUACUCAGAAUGGUACAAUGGAACCGGAAUCCAUUUUAUCGAAGAUACGGACAAAGUAAUGCUAGCUUUUUUUGACUUGUGUCAUAAGGCGGGUCCCCAAAAAUGUGCGCUCUAUGCCUCAACGCCUAUAGCAAUCCAAGAACGACUCGAAGGUAUCUAUACCAAGCUUCGAAAAUACCCAUUGCAAGUCUUCCCUACCACAAACAACACAAUGAAGUUACAGUUAUUAGGAAUCACUCGACCAAAAGUUCUCACUUGUUCGGACGUGAAGAAUGCAGUAAUCUACUCACUCUAUCAACCCUUAGCAUUAUUUCCUCACUUGGCCAAAGCUUUAGCUGCGCUAGAAGCUGAUGAUGGUAUACCCUUCUUGAAAAUGGCUAUAGCUCAAGGACACAUACAACCAAGUUUUACAUGUAGUUGUGAUUCCCCUGACUGCGAAGAGGGAUCCGGAUGGCCUCUAAAAGCAAUUGGAAAUGGCGACGCAGCAACAUAUGUGAAAUGCGGAGAAGGUGAUGCCGACGUGGAUAAAGAUAGUUUGGAGGUUAUGAUAAAAUACGAAGAAGAGUUACGAAGAAAAAGCCCACUAUCCGCAUCGGUUAUGUUCAAUAUUCGCCUAUCGUGCGCGGGCUGGAAGUCAAGAACAAAAUGGAAUUUCAUUGGCCCAUUUGAGCAAAAUACCAGUCAUCCAAUCCUCUUCAUCGGUAAUUCAGCAGACAACAUCACACCACUAGGAAGUGCAAUCUACAAUUCACACUUCUUCCCCGGUUCUUCUGUUCUAGUACAGAACUCCUAUGGUCAUACAUCGGCAUCUUGUCCUUCAAAAUGUACAGCAAAACAUCGACUUGCGUAUUUUCAAGAUGGUAUUCUCCCGUCAAAUGGUACAGUAUGCGAGCCUGAUUUUAUACCGUUUGGAAUUGAGGCUGAAGGUAUGGAUUCGCAAAGCGAUGGGGAUGAGGAGUUGGAGUGGGCGUUGAGAGAAUUGAUGAAGUUGUUGUAG